This is a messenger RNA of Harmonia axyridis, 718 nucleotides long. Its product is annotated as COMM domain-containing protein 4. NCBI's taxonomy places the organism in Eukaryota, Metazoa, Arthropoda, Insecta, Coleoptera, Coccinellidae. The transcript is spliced from 5 exons. Bases 120 to 695 code for a protein of 191 amino acids. The record is from RefSeq and is a predicted model, not a curated record.
AAAACGUCCACAUAACCUACAAAAAAUCUGUCAAAUACAGUUAAAAUUAUUGCAGGGGAGUUACUAUUGAAAUGUUUGUAACGAAAUAGACCAAGUCUUCUAUAACUAUUAACUAUAUAAUGAAAUUCCGAUUUUGUGGCAAUUCAGACUGCCCUGACUGGGUGUUGGCUAUAAUAAUCAAUUUAUCGAAGUUGUCUUCAGUUAAAUUGAAACUGUUAACACAAAUCGUAGCUGAGGGAAUGAUAGAGCCACCCCUUGAGAUCGACAAAGCCGUCAAGUUAUUUUCAGAAUCAAAAUUAGAAAGUGAUUUAGAAUUGAAAGCAUGUAUAGCUUGCCUACAGUUCAUUAUAUCUUCCACCUGUAAGUUUCAGUGCGAGACAAGUGCUUUGCUCAGCGAAUUACAACAAUUGGGACUACCUCGUGAACAUAGCUCUGCAAUAAAGAAAGUUAUAGAUGACAAGCAGGACUCUAUAACGAAGAAAUUAAAGGCAUCGGGAUUGAAAGUUAACGCUUUGCAGUCCUUUAAAGCAAAAGUUGAUAAAGAAAGGAAUUGUGCCAUUUUAGAUAUACAAGUAAAUGACCAAACACAACAGUGUGCUCUUACAGAGCAUACUGUUAGAGUGCUCUUGGAGAAUCUGAAGGAAGUAAGGCCACAGAUGGAAGAAUUAAAUAGACACAAUCAGAAAAUUUUAUAAUACGAAUAAAGUUUGAAAUGAUU